AAGUAAGCGCAUUUCCUGCCUCCCCGAGCCAGGCUGGAUGAGCCGGGAGCUCCGCACUGCUGACGCUCAGACCCCAGCCUCCAUCCGCAUCCACAGGCCGUGACUGCUGCCGCCGUCCACAGGAGCCCCGCAGCCCCUCCCCGCUCAGCCCUUGGCCAGCGACCCCCGGCCUGGCCCCGCGCCCCCGUGCCCACUUCUCCUGACCCCUUGGCCGCCACCUCAGAAGGCUGGAGCAGGGACGCCGCCGCUCCAGCUGCCUGCUCCCCUUGGGUCCCCGCGAGAGCCCACGCCGGCCCCGGCGCCCGCCUGCAGCCCUGCCCCUGGACACCGGCUAAGGCCCAGCGCACAGCUCCCCGGGUGGACAGCAUGGACCGCGGCACGUUCCCCCAGGCCGUCGCCCUGCUGCUGGCUCUCUGCAGCCUCGGCCACACAAGUCUUGCAGAAACAGUCUAUUGUGACCUACAGCCUGUGGACCCACAGGUGACAUACAUCACCAGCCAGGUUUCUGAGGGCUGCGUGGCUCAGAGCCCCAAUGCUACCCUGGAAGUCCACAUCCUCUUCUUGAAGUUCCUAAAGGAGGUGUCAGUGCUGGAGCUGACUCUCCAGACAUCCAAGCAAAAUGGCAGCCUGCCCCGAGAGGUGCUCCUGGUCCUCAGCACUAACAAGACCAUUUUCCUGAAGUUGCAGGCUCCGGGAAUCCCGCUCCACCUGGCCUACAACCCCAGCCUGGUCAUCUUCCAAGAGCCCGCAGAGGUCAACACCACACAGCUGCCACCCUUCACUACCAAGGGUGAGCUCCUCAACUGGGCGGACACAAAGGGUCCCAUCACCUCUGCUGCUGAGCUGAACAAUCCCCAAAGCAUCCUCCUCCGUCUGGACCAAGCCCCUAGGUCACCGUCUUCCUGCAGUCUGGAACCCCACAAGGACAUGGGCCACACACUCGAAUGGAGCCCUAACGCCCAGGCCUCCGUCCGGGGCUGCCGCUUGGAAGGUGUGGCUGGCCACAAGGAGGCGCACAUCCUGAGGGUCCUACCGGGCCCAGAGGCCUGGCCCCGGACAGUGACCGUGAAGGUGGAGCUGAGCUGUGCUUCGAGGGAUCCCGACGCCGCCGUGCUCAUCCUUCAGGGUCCACCCUACGUGUCCUGGCUCAUCGACGCCAACCACAACAUGCAGAUCUGGACCACUGGUGAAUACUCCUUCAAGAUCUUUCCGGAGAAGAACAUCCGUGGCUUCCACCUCCCAAACACAACGCAAGGCCUGCUGGGGGAGGCCCGGAGGCUCAACGCCAGUGUAGUAGCGUCCUUUGUGGAGCUCCCUCUGGCCAGUGUCGUCUCUCUGAGGGCACCCAGCUGUGGCAGUGGGCUGCAGCCCUCACCCACACCGGUCCAGACCACGCCUCCCAAGGAGGGUUGCAACCAGGAGCUGCUCCUGUCCCUGAUCCAGCCCAAGUGCUCCGAGGACGUCAUGACUCUGGUACUCAACAAAGAUCUCAUCUCGACUCUGAGGUGCACCAUCACGAGCCUGACCUUCUGGGACUCCAGCUGCCAGGCUGAGGACAGAGAUGACCAGUUUGUCUUGCGCAGCGGCUACUCCAGCUGUGGCAUGAUAGUGACAGAAAAUGUGAUCAGUAACGAGGUGAUCGUCAACCUCCUGUCAAGCUCAUCACCACAGCAGAAAAAGGUGCAGUGCAUCAACAUGGACAGCCUCUCCUUCCAGCUGGGCCUCUACCUCAGCCCGCACUUCCUCCAGGCCUCCAACACCAUCGAGCUAGGGCAGCAGGGCUUUGUGCAGGUGAGCGUGUCCCCAUCGAUCCCUGAGCUCACGAUCCAGCUGGACAGCUGCCAACUGAAUUUGGGGCCUGACAUGGAAAUCGUGGAACUCAUCCAGAGCCACGCAGCCAAGAGCAGCUGUGUGAGCCUGCUGUCCCCGAGCCCUGGUGGUGACAUGCGCUUCAGCUUCCUCCUCCGUGGCUACAUGGUGCCCAUGCCCACGACUGGCAUCCUCAGCUGCACUGUAGCCCUGCGUCUCAGCACUUGGUCCCUGGACGUCCAGAGGACCGUCUCCACACGCCUGAACAUUGCCAGCCCUGGCCUCCAUGACAAAGGCCUCGUCCUGCCCGCUGUGCUGGGCAUCACCUUUGGCGCCUUCCUCAUCGGGGCCCUGCUCACCGCCGCGCUCUGGUACAUCUACUUGCACACGCGUCACCCCGGCAAGCGGGAGCCCGUGGUGGCGGUGGCUGCCCCGGCCUCCUCGGAGAGCAGUAGCACCAACCACAGCAUCGGGAGCACCCAGAGCACCCCCUGCUCCACCAGCAGCAUGGCAUAGUGCCCAGCCCGCAGUCCUGGGGGCCACCCAGCCAGCCCUCGCCCAACAGGAGAGACUGAGCAGCCACCAGCUGGGAACCAAUGGCCAUGAACUUAUCCUGGGAUGCCAACCCCUCCACUCGAGCAAGGAUGGACAAGGUCCUCUGUGCCCGCCCCUCCUGCCUCCCUCUCCAAGGCCUGCUGCCAGUGGGGGCACCAGCUUGGAACACCUUGGGGUCCCCCCACCCCACCACGAACCUUCAAACCCAGUGGGCCUGGGGUACGGCUGCCCAGGACCACGGAGAGAGAGUCCGCUGCGCUAUAUGUCCACACUGCUGUAGAAACCCAAGUCCCUGUAAUUUUAACCUGGAUCCAGUACUCGGUGACGUGGGCUGGGCAGGAGCUGAGAACUCCAAAACGAACUCAGCCCAGCCCACCCAGGCUGACAGCGCCUCCUCCAUGGAAACAGCCAGCCCAGAACCACCUGGACCUGCUCCCAUCGGCUUCUACAUCUGGACUGGCCCAACUUUGACGGGGGAAACAGAAGCCUAGCGGCGCCCAGCCUGGAAGUGAAUGGGAGAGCCUAGCUCCUCCCUGCAACUGUCACACAGAGACCCCCCCACCGGGCAGCCAGGCCGCCUGUCCUGGGCCCACCCCUAUAUACUCACCACCAAUAAAUCAGACCAUGAAACCA
Molecule: messenger RNA, 2997 nt
Organism: Mesoplodon densirostris (Blainville's beaked whale)
Lineage: Eukaryota; Metazoa; Chordata; Mammalia; Artiodactyla; Ziphiidae
Gene: ENG
Product: endoglin
Exons: 15
Coding region: 367-2325 (652 amino acids)
Biological process (GO): vasculogenesis
Source: RefSeq, a predicted model, not a curated record